Messenger RNA from Pseudozyma flocculosa PF-1, 3474 nucleotides. RefSeq lists its product as uncharacterized. The record is from RefSeq and is a predicted model, not a curated record. The transcript is spliced from 2 exons. The coding region runs from base 1 to 3474 and encodes 1157 amino acids. Lineage: Eukaryota; Fungi; Basidiomycota; Ustilaginomycetes; Ustilaginales; Ustilaginaceae.
AUGACCAAGAUCCCGCGCCAUGCCUUCUUUGCCAGGACCGCGGCCGCAUCGCCUCGGUCCGCUGCAGCGGCCUCGCUCCUCGCAAAGACGCGCAGGGGCGCUCAGCUGCGCGGCUAUCGUGCCCACACCACCACUCUGACCCCUGCCGAUGCAUCCACCUAUGCCGGACCCUCUUAUCCGGCCUCUCUCGAGGACCUGGCCGCUUCCGGCAGCGGUUCGACGACGCCAGCCUCCUAUGCCGCCCUUCAGCACGCGUCUGGCGGGGCCGAUAUGAGGUCUACCUCGGCGGGCGCCACCCCACCAUCCGCCUUGUCGGCGUCGACAUCAACAAUCGCUGCAUCGGACAUGCCGCUACCCUCGCCGCAGCCGCAGCCCAGCCUCAGCGCAGACAGCGGUCCACGCGGCCAGCCUGCCUCGACAGCGUCCGUCUUCUACGGACCAGAGCUGCCACCGUGGCUGCACAGCGGCCCAAGCGAUGCAAGCGGCAGCACAGGCAUCGCCUCGUCGUCGGCCGCCUCGUCUUCUGCCGCCGCCUCGACCACGCCCGCGCUCCGAAACAGCCAUGGCUGGAGCUAUCUGAGCGCUGCCGGCGCCGGCGGCAGCAGCACCGCCUCCAGCGGCGAAGGGCUGUCGAGCAGCGACGCCGCCGCCUUUGGCACCAACCGCGCGCAGCUCAUUGCCCGGCACCUGCCCUCGGUGUCGACGGCGGCCGGCCUCUCGGCCAUCCGCAGCCUCGCCGCCGCCAGCCCGCUCAACCUCGCCUCGCAGCGCUAUGUGAUCGGCGGAUCGAUGCCCCUCUCCGUCGCGGGUCCUGGCUCGGCGUCGUUCCUUUCGGCCGCCGCCUCGACUGCCUCGGCACUGCUGCACGCUGGCAACACCAACUUCGGCCUCGCAUACGGCUUCCAGCCAGCGCGCCCGCCGUCGCAUCACCAGCAGCGCAACCUAUCGCUGGCAAGGUCUGUCGUCGGGGAUGGCCGCGGCUCUAGCGGCAGCGGCAGCGGCAGUCUCUACGACGAUCCGCGCAUCCACGCGAGGGCAGCGCAGAUGGACGCUCUGCUAUCGACUGACUCCUCAUCGUCGGCGUCACCAUACCCUUCACCGGCGCCCGAGCGGGGCGCAUUGCGAGCCGAUGGCCGAUCAGCACUACCUCUGACACGAUCCGCAAGGGCCGGCAAAGCUGCUCCGCUGCGUCGUGCGGAUGGCCGUGCGGCAACGUCAGCUGCCACUGCUGCCGACAGUCUCCCCGGCAGCGGCGACCACGACGCCUUUGAAGGAGGCCAUGCUGGCCUAGUCCACCACAUGGACGCGCUCGACCUACGCACCAGUGUCCUGUCCGACCUUGCCGUGGACCUCGACGCCACGCACUCGCUGCGCUUCGGCUUCGCAGCACCUUCGGCGGCACCAGGGACAGCCACAGCCAGGUCCGAGGCAAAAGCAGCGUCGUCCUCUCCAUCUUCAGAGGUCGGACAGCCUUUGGCCUCGCAGGCGUGGACCGAGGUGCCUGCACUGAGGCAGCACCAGCAGCAGCAGAGCGGCUGGACGCUGACGGCACCGGCCGACUUUGCAGUCUCGAGCCACCUCCUCGGGCCCAGGCCCCUCUCGAGCGGAUCCAGCGGCUCGUCUUCGCCCACCUCGACCUCGACCUCGACCUCGACCUCGACCUCGAGCUCUUGCUCGCCCUCGCCUUCACCGACGCCGCUGCCGCCGCCAUCGCCGCCGCCGUUUGGAGGCGCAUCAUCAUCAUCCUCGUCGCACUCUUCGUCGUCAUCGUCCUCGUCGUCCGGGCGGGGCGGCCCCUCGCCACCGCCGACAACGCGCGUCAGCCUCGCGCCCUCAACGGCGUCCUACGAUGCCGCCGGUGGACAGCAGCAGGGGUCUAGCGUCGGCUCGCCGCUCUCGUCUUCACCGCCGACCUCGUCCGGCAGCCCGCUCGCCGACGCGAUGCUGUUGGGCAAAGCCUCCGCGACCACCGCCAGCGGCAGCAGCCACGCAACCACCGCCGCCCACGACGGCAUCCUCGCAUCUUCUACGACGGCCGGCGCGAGCGGCGACCCGGACCACCAGCACCCCGGCCUUCCCCCCAUGUGGGCCCGGGCCCUCUCGAUGCCGCACAGUCGCAGGGCCAACUAUACUUUUGAGCACGGCGCCUACGGCAUCCCCAAGCGCCACCCGCAGCCGCAGCCGCGCCUCGGCUCCGUCGGUGCCGCGUCGGCGGGCGGCGGCAAGCGACGUGGGCUCAACUCGUCGAUCCGCGAAAACGGGCGCAUCGUCCAGGAGCGGCUUGCCUCGGUGCAGGUGGGCGAGGACGCCUACUUUUUGCGGCCCGACUCGCUCGGCGUCGCCGACGGCGUGGGUGGCUGGGCCUCGCGGCGCGGUGCCGACCCGGCGCUCUUUUCGCGGCUGCUGAUGCACUUCUGUGCCGCCGAGCUGGCGCGCUUCGACGACUUCACGGCCGACCAGCUGGCGGCCGAGGGCGGGCGGCUGCUCCACGAGUGGCAGGACGUCGAUCCGGUCGAGGUGAUGCACACGGCGUGGGAGCGCUGCGUCCGAGCGUCGCGGCGCGAGGGCAUCCUCGGCAGCUCGACGGCGCUGAUUGCGCUACUGCGCGGCGAUGAGCUGCGGAUCGCCAACCUGGGCGACUGCGUCCUGCUCAUCAUCCGGCAGGGCGAGCUCCUGUUCCGCUCGACCGAGCAGCAGCAUUCGUUCAACUUCCCCGUGCAGCUCGGCAUGAUGGGCCACACGGCCGAGAGCGUCAGCCUGGCCGCCGACCGCACGUUGGCGCGCGAGGGUUACCUCCAGUCGGGCGCCAAGGACGACCUCGACGACGAGGCCCUCGAGCCGCUCGGCACGUCGCGCAACAAGCUCCGGCAGCAGGCUGCAUCGGCCGCGACGGCGGACGCAUCUGCCAACGCCAACGACGGCGAUGGCAGCGGCGGCGCCACUGUCGAAGAGGCCGAGUGGGACGAGCCGCGCCGCGACGCGGGGCGCUGGUCGGUCCAGGUGCAGCGGGGCGACAUCAUCAUUGUCGGCUCCGACGGCCUGGUCGACAACCUGUUCGACGAGGACAUCGUCGAGGAGGUCCGCCGGUUCGCGCCGCCGCCGCCUCCGCCGCCGUCGUCGACAACAUCGGGUGGUGUCGAGGGCGGCGAGCAGGAGCAGCCGUACGGCUACUACGACCUGCCAUCCGACUUUGACCCGCAGCUGCUGUCCGAGGCCCUGUGCAGCCGGGCCAAGGCCGUCAGCGAGGACAGCCGCGCCGUCAGCUCGCCGUUCCAGCAGCGCGCCAUGGAAGAGGGUCUGCACUACGUCGGCGGCAAGCACGACGACAUCAGUGUCGUCGUCUCGGUCGUCGGAGACGGGCCCGAUCCGUGGCAGGCGGUGCAGCGCUACCACGAGGCUGCCGCUGGUCAGGCCGUGGAUGUCGAGGCGGAUCGCUCGCAGGUCGCUCAUACUGCCGACGCUGCCCUUCCAUGA